Drosophila mauritiana is the source of this 3559-nucleotide messenger RNA. RefSeq lists its product as uncharacterized. The transcript has a single exon. The coding region runs from base 43 to 3390 and encodes 1115 amino acids. NCBI's taxonomy places the organism in Eukaryota, Metazoa, Arthropoda, Insecta, Diptera, Drosophilidae. The record is from RefSeq and is a predicted model, not a curated record.
UUUGUUUAUAUUAAAACUAAGUACUAUAAGCACAACUUAAACAUGAUUUUGAAACGAUAUAAUGUACGACCUGCUGCCUACCGUAUAUAUAACAAAUACCAUUCAAUGAGGGGUUUCAGGAGGCGCAGGACAAAAGCGUUUAAAUUGCAAAAAAUCUUAAAUCAUCUUUUGAGUAAGGAGGGCAAUUUGAUUAACAGGAUCCGAAUGAUGUCCAAGCAUAAAACCCGGGCCAUUUUGGCUGAAUCCAUAAAAUUGAUACAGCGACAAAAUCGUGAACUUCAAACAAAUUAUCUGCAAGUUGAAAAGAAUGAAAAAAGGCUGAAGAAACUUAUACGAAAAUUAAACAAACAUAAAAAACACAGCUUAUUUCUCAAAAAAAUGUUAAGCAACUUGAAAAUGCAAAUUAAUGAUCACGAUUGCAGUCAAACAACUAAAGUUAAUAUUGGAGAAAUGUUAAGGUCUCAACUAAAAGUAAUGAAAAAUCGAUCCAUAGGCAACAUAAAAGAAGCCCAAGAAUAUAUUAAUGUUGCAAGGAGUUUAUGGGCAAGCCAUUUACGAUAUAUGAGAAGAAGUAGGUCUUGGAGACGCAAACCAAAAUAUACUUUUAAUAAAUCCAUAUGGAUGUUCUUAAACUCACUAAAAUUUCAAAAGAAUGUCAAAACAACAAAGGAUACGGACGACAACAAAAACGUUUCGCAUCCAAAAGGACCCUACACGGUGACAAACAAAUUUAAAUUAUUCGCUUCGGGAGACGAUCUCAAUGUAAAGUCAAGUAAAAAACAUAUUCAUAGACGCAUUGUGCGGCCAAAACAAUUAAACCCAAUAAACUUAGAUUUUUUGAAAGAUCCAUAUGAAGAUUCUCAAAAAAGAAGCACUCAUAACUUACAGGCAUCGAGGCUAAAGGUUAAAGUUUAUCCACGAAAAAAGAUCGAAACACACAAUACAGCGGAUGAAGAAAUUUCCCCUGACACAGAUUUAAAACAACCAAAAAUAGCAUUUGGCGAAAAAAUAUUGAAUAAAGAAGAAAAACAGGAGGGAACCUGGAGGAGACCGCAUUAUAUCGACUCAAAAAUAAUUAUAGGUAGAGACCUAAAGAGGUCGAAAAAAAGAAAAGCCUCAGAAUUGAAAAAUAAAUUCGCGUUAAAGAAUACAUUUCCAAAUUUGAAAAUGCGUCUUGGAAAGCUUAGAAGAGUUCGAAAAAACAAUGCUGCGAUUGAAGACGAGUCCUUGGAAAAGGAUACAUUUGCAAAUUCGAAACAGCGACUUGGAAAAAUGCGACACAGAAGGGUCCGAAAAAACUCUUCAGCGAUUGAAGACGUAUCCUUGGAAAAAGAUACAUUUCCAACUAUGAAAAUGCGACUUGGAAAGCACAAAAAACUUCGAAAAGACUAUGCAGCGAUUGAAGACGAGAAAGAAAAGAAUACUUUUCCAAAUUUGGAAGCGCCGCAUGGAAAGUACAGAAGGGUCCGAAAAAACAAUGCAAAGAUUGAAGACGAGUUCUUGCAAAAGGAUACAUUUUCAAAUUUGGAAAAGCCGCAUGGAAAGCACAGAAGAGUCAGGAAAAACAAUGCAGCGAUUGAAGACGAGUUCUUGCAAAAGGAUACAUUUUCAAAUUUGGAAAAGUCGCAUGGAAAGCACAGAAGAGUCAGAAAAAACAAUGCAGCGAUUGAAGACAAGUUUUUGCAAAAGGAUACAUUUCCAAAUUUGGAAAAGCCGCAUGGAAAGCACAGAAGCGUCAGAAAAAACCAUACAGAAGAAGAAAACGGUUCAUUGCAAAAUGUUCAAUCAGAAGAAAGAGAGGAGAGUCAGGCAAAGAAUGAUCUUGAUAGGUCUUCAAAAUCUUCAACCAUUAAAAAAAUACAACAUUUCUCGACAUACGAAAAAUUGAAAUCUGCUUACCGAACGGAAAGUUUAAAACCAACGAGACAUAGUUCAGUUUUCAAUAAAAAAGAUAAAUCCGAAGAAAGCCUAGCCAAGCAGAAGUCUGUAUCAAAAUAUAUCGACAUAAAAACCAACUUGAAUUCAUCUCAUUUAUCUCAAACAAGCUUCUUUUCAGUAGGAAAACUGAAAGUGAAUUCCGGACUUUUGCCAAAAUCCUCUGUGAGAUCACUGGAUGACUCCCAACCACCCUUGUCAUCAAUGGCUACAACGAUUAUCAAUCUUUUGUUCGAAGAUAGGCCAAUAGCUUCGGAUAAACCAAGAACACAUCAAAAAACAUUAGACCUUACAAAAAUGUCAUUAAACACUUUUUUGGGAACGAUUUCUAGGAUGAAGCCCUCGGAUCAGUCAAAUGCGGUGUGGAACGAUUUGCAGGGGAAAUAUAGAGAGUGGUUUUCCAAUGUUAUAAUGCCCGAGGAUGCUCAGAAAUGCAAGAAAAUUCUCAAGUGGCGCUAUAUUCACAAUAUGCAAAAGGUCUUACACAAUCAUGUCAAGCAGUUUAAGAUCGAUUACGAUGGUGGGCGAUCAGAAACAGGUUCCAGAAAGUCCAUAAUGUCAAGUAGGGCAUUUCGAUCCAGUUACAUAGUACCAACCAGCAAUGGAUCACUAGGAGUUCCCAAAAAGGCAUCUAGCACAGACAUUUCCCCGAUCAGACGAAUGCACGACACCCUACUGCGAUUGCAAAUGGAUACGUUGAGGUCAAGGGCCUUUGACAAGAAUGUGGAGGAAAUGGAGCGCAUGAUCAUGGCUAGACAGGUACCCAUGAGUGCGGAAGAAAUGGAAAUCUAUAGGAAAUAUAAAUCUGAUCCACAGCACUACAACAUACUGAUACUAACGUCCGGCAAACCCAUUACGGAUGAGAAGUACGAGGAAAUGUUGCCGGUUCUGGAGAAAAAUUUUCAAUUUAUAAACGAACAAUUAAUGAUACUUUCCAGGGAAAAGCGGGUUCAGGAAAUGAAAUUCAGAAACGAAAUACAAAAAGCGGAAGAAGAAGUAGUGUCAAAAGUUUCCGCCGAAAGCUGCCAUAUGGAUCGCACAGAUUUAAAUGAAGCAUAUCUGGAGGCAAGGAGAAAAAUUUGGGCAGCCUACAUUGCCAAACAGGACAAGACUCCUACAGAGAUUCUGUUGGCCCAAGUCCGCUAUAAGAAACGAAUGGAUCAGCUAGCCAGAAAACGGGAGGAGCGCGAGCAGCGAAUCCUGCAGGAGCAGCUGCUUCACAAGAAGAGAAGACCACUUAGUGAUCUAUUUCGAGCUCCAAGGCGAACGAACCGCGAGCGACAAGCCAUCGAGGACAUCAAGGACAAGCUGGAGGGCAGGAAAUCUAAAUGCUCGCUAACAUCAUUUUGUUGCCGACAGUGCAGCAGGUGCGGCUUGAUCUGGUCAGAGAAAUGUUCCGAAGAAUCCAAUGAUACUUCAGCAGAACACAUCUGUCAAAAUGCAAAAGCAAGAUAGGUCUUAUGAUUUAAACAAAUUACUUGAGCAAGCCUUAUUUGGUGGUGGUACAGAAAUCUCCUUCCAUCAAAUUCUAACCAAAAGCUUAUAUGAAUUUGGUGGAAAGCGAUUUUUAUACCACCAAUGAAAAUUGAAAAUUUGAAUGUGUGAGGAAUGCAUAAUAAAUACA